AGGGAAGCAGAAGAAGAAGCUCAGUCGGCGGCCGGAUUAAUCUCCCCAUCAUCUCUCUCUCUCCCUCUCUCUGUUCCUAUCCCGGCGAAUUCAUAUCUGAAUUUCCCAAAAUUCAAACUUUUCCGGUGGAAUUAUUUUAGGAAACCAAGUGACUUCUUAAGCUCCAAAAAUUGGGUAUUUAAUGGCGGCGAGCGCGAACCCGUCGGGGAACAAUCAGGAAGGUUCGUCGGCGACGCAGAAGGUAUCGUCUUCUUCAGCGGCGGCGGCGAAUGGCGCUGCUGUGAAUUCCGUCGAUAAUGGUGGAAAUACAGGCGCGGCGGCGGAUAAUUCACAGACGAUUGGCGCGUUGAGGCAUAAUCCAGGGAUCUCUACCGAUUGGACUCUUGAGGAACAAUCUCUAUUGGAAGAUUUGCUUGUCAAGUACGCGACAGAACCGUCGGUUUUUCGAUAUGCGAAGAUUGCUAUGAAAAUGAAAGAUAAGACUGUUCGAGAUGUUGCCCUGCGCUGUAGAUGGAUGACUAAAAAGGAAAACGGAAAGCGUAGGAAAGAAGAUCAUUCCUCGAGGAAAAGCAAAGAUAAGAAAGAAAAAGCUACAGAUUCUUCAGCCAAGUCCUCAUCUCAUUUGAAUGUUCAUCCUAAUGGUCCUUCUUAUGCUCCGCCUAUGAUGCCUAUCGAUACUGAUGAUGGUAUUUCAUAUAAAGGUUUGUCUAAGAUUCUAGGCUUUUUCCAUUUAAAGGCUAAAUCUUCUAGAUUGGAUUAGAAGGAGCAUAAGUGUUUCGGCUUUAUUGCAGCUAUUGGUGGUGUGAGUGGAGAUCUUCUCGAGCAAAAUGCUCAAAUGUUCAAUCAACUUUCAACAAAUUUCUCAGCUUUCCAGCUACAUGAGAAUGUCAAUAUCUUGUGCAAAGCUCGAGACAAUAUCCUUGCAAUCUUGAACGACUUGAAUGACAUGCCAGAAGUUAUGAAGCAGAUGCCACCUCUUCCGGUGAAGUUGAAUGAGGAGCUGGCAAAUUCGAUCCUCCCUCGCCCAUCCCAUCAAAGGAAGUCAUGAUCGAGGCGAUAGAUGGUUGGUUCUGACCAAGGAGUCUCUUUAAUCCGGGAUCAAUGAAGAAAGGAAUAAAUCGCGGGAUAGAGAGAGAGCUCCACUCGUACUGGUUGAUAGAAUGAGGGGUUUCCCCUGACUCAUAGAGUUAUAGUCUCUUUUUACAAUUUCCGUCAGUCUCUGAAUGUUUUAGCAAAUGGUUAAUUGAUACAUGAGUAGGGUCGCGUAUCGUUGUUUAGGAUGUGAAUAGAUUUCAAUUGGUAUGGUAUAAGUCUCUCUGUAUAAAAUUGGUAUCAAGCUGAAAGGUUUGAGAUUAGAAAGGGCCUAUAUCCUAAUGAUGCACACCCGUGAUGCAUUUCUCUCAUACAACCCCUUUUUUAGAAUGAAACGAAAGUA
Messenger RNA from Arabidopsis thaliana (thale cress), 1435 nucleotides. Its product is annotated as histone H2A deubiquitinase (DUF3755). Lineage: Eukaryota; Viridiplantae; Streptophyta; Magnoliopsida; Brassicales; Brassicaceae. Bases 182 to 760 code for a protein of 192 amino acids. The record is from RefSeq and is marked reviewed. The transcript is spliced from 6 exons.